AUUAAUCUUUUGGUACCGUAGUGAUUCAGGAAACUAGUAUAUAAAUAAACAAACAACCGUCGGUCUGACAUAACGUGUUUAGACGCCAACAUGUCGAAGUAUACGUGUCUCGUUGUUUUUUCCUGUUGCCUUGUGUUGUGUGUUGGGCAUAAAGCCGUAUGUGGACCAAAUGAAGAGUUGCAGUGCAUACAGUCGUGCCCCCCUCAAGUGACUUGUGCGAAUCGUCACAUAGCGACGAGCUGUGCAUAUAUAGACGACUCUUGUGAACAUACGUGUGUGUGCAAGGGUAACCUCAUAAGGAACGAUGCAGGCGAAUGUAUACCCGAAUCUAAGUGUGAAAACUGUGUACUUGCCAAUGAGUUCUUCGAAUGCGGGAGUGCGUGUGACAACGAGUGUGCGACCUUGGCCACUCAGAACAGAACCCACUGUCCUAUCAAGAACAUAGUGUGCAACCGCCAGUGCUACUGUGAGGAUGGGUACGCGAGAGACGAGGAUGGGUACUGCAUACCGGUUGAAGAAUGCCCUAAGUUCGAAUACUGCGGAAAAAACGAAGAGUAUCAAUGUGUGCGGCAGUGCCCCGGUGAAAGAACAUGCAACGACCGUGACAUAGGAAUAUCUUGUUUGCCCGAAGAUAACUAUUGUCAUUACAUAUGUGCUUGCAAGCAUGGAUUUAUAAGGAAUGAAAAUAAUGAAUGUAUUAGUGAAGAUCAGUGUGAAAUAUGUACAAGGGAGAAUGAGGAGCAUGACUGCGGCGAAUUGUGUGACAAUGUUUGUGCGACGUUGUCUGAGCGGAACAGAACUCAUUGUGAUCUGUGGAACCCCAGAUGUGUCCGCCAGUGUUACUGCAAGGAUGGCUACGCAAGAGACGAGAACAGAAAUUGUAUACCUAUUGACAAAUGCCCUGAAACACCAAAAUAUGAAGAGACAUUGUCGUUACUACUCCUCUUCGUAUAUUAUAAUAAAGUAUUAAUACACAAACCUCUGUAUUUUAUUCUUCAGUACCUCACUAAAUAUUUAGGUUGCAGAAUCAUCCAGAAGCUUAAAGACUGCGGAAAAAACGAAGAGUAUCAAUGUGUGCGGCAGUGCCCCGGUGAAAGAACAUGCAACGAUCGUGACAUAUCGAUAUCUUGUUUGCCCGAAGAUAACUAUUGUCAUUACAUAUGUGCUUGCAAGCAUGGAUUUAUAAGGAAUGAAAAUAAUGAAUGUAUUAGUGAAGAUCAGUGUGAAAUAUGUACAAGGGAGAAUGAGGAGUAUGACUGCGGCGAAUUGUGUGAUAAUGUUUGUGCGACGUUGUCUGAGCGGAAUAGAACUCAUUGUGAUCUGUGGAACCCCAGAUGUGUCCGCCAGUGUUACUGCAAGGAUGGCUACGCAAGAGACGAGAACAGAAAUUGUAUACCUAUUGACAAAUGCCCUGAAACGACAAAUCAAGAACAGAAUGCAUUUAAUUCAGAAUGUGGAAAGAAUGAAGAGUGGAAAUGUGUGCAGUCGUGUCCCCCUGAAAAGUCCUGCAACACCCGCGACAUAGGAAUAGGAUGUACUCAAGAAUAUAGACCAUGUGAAUCCACCUGUGUUUGCAAGCCCGGAUUUAUAAGGAAUGAUAAUAAUGAAUGUGUUACUGAGGAUCAGUGUGAAAUAUGUUCAAGGGAGAAUGAGUUCUAUGACUGCGGCACUCCAUGUGACAACUUCUGUUCAACGUUGAUAGAGCGGAACAGAACCCACUGUGAUGUAUGGAGCUACAAAUGUGUACGCAAGUGCUACUGCAAGGAUGGCUUCGCAAGAGACGAUAGUAGAAAGUGUAUACCUAUUGCCAAAUGUCCUAAAACUCCAAAAUACGAAGACUGUGAUUAAUAUACACUAUACAGUAUCUAUAUUUUAUUUAUUGAAAUAAAUGAAAUUUAAGUUUAUGUAUAUCUGUGAAAUGAACAGCCCAGUCUACACUGUAGUACCAAGAUUCCAAAGAUUGUAAAGCAUAAAGCUAAGGUUGGACUUCGAUAGUGGUAGCUACCACUCUCGGACUGUUCCUCUUUUUAUAUUAAA
Molecule: messenger RNA, 2037 nt
Organism: Helicoverpa armigera (cotton bollworm)
Lineage: Eukaryota; Metazoa; Arthropoda; Insecta; Lepidoptera; Noctuidae
Product: zonadhesin
Exons: 12
Coding region: 91-1848 (585 amino acids)
Source: RefSeq, a predicted model, not a curated record